Prosopis cineraria is the source of this 2283-nucleotide messenger RNA. RefSeq names its product protein PTST homolog 2, chloroplastic. The transcript has 9 exons. Lineage: Eukaryota; Viridiplantae; Streptophyta; Magnoliopsida; Fabales; Fabaceae. The coding region runs from base 367 to 2031 and encodes 554 amino acids. The record is from RefSeq and is a predicted model, not a curated record.
CAAAAAGCAUCGGGUUUCUCAGUACGCACAUUACGCAGGAAGAAGCCAAAAUCAGGAAAUGGCGAGGAGGAACUCGGGAAGUAGAAGAGGGGAUCUUGGACUUCGCCAAGCAUUCGCUUUGCUUUCCCCGCAAGUGUCCGGCGGAGCACGCUGACAACCAAAAAAAUAAAAGGAAACAAGCCAAAUAAUUCAGUGACAGUGUUGAAAGCGAGGGACCAAAUCAUUAAUGCAGUCCCUCGCUUUUCAGUGGUUUUGUUCGGCGCUUGAUUAACUCUCUUAAGUCUUACCCAUUUCUUCAUCUCCCGCCUUUCGCCACCUUCAUUCUUGGCCUUCUGCCGAUAUACUGUUCGACGAAAUGCCUGAACCAUGCAUUCCCUUACUGCUUCUGCUUGCUUGCUUCUCCCCCACAAUUCCUUAGCGGAUUUGAGCUCUCUGCGCUUUCCCUCCCAUUUGUUUGUCGUUGAUUCGUGGGGACGGAGGAGGGCGGUGCAGCAGUUCACGGCUUUGAAUCUUGUCAACGAGACUGGGUCGCUGCUGGGGUGCUUGGAUUCUUUCAAGAAGGGGAACUGUUACAAAGGUUUGUAUUGGGGUUACUCUGGGUUCUUGAGAAGGUGCAAAGACUGGGAUUGCGAGGGAGAUUUCUCUCUCGAGGCGGAGAUUUUGGAGUUCAUGAAGAAUUCCAAAAAGCCAAAAGCGUUUCCAACCAAGAAAGAGUUGAUUGAUUCUGGAAGGAUGGAUUUGGUUGAUGCCAUCAUCAAAAAAGGAGGCUGGCUUGCCCUUGGGUGGGAUUUGGAUGAAGAUGCCGAAAAAGGAUCGGGAGAAGUGCAUGUUCAAGAUGAGGAUUUAUUGUCCAAGAAUGAAUGUGAUGCUAUAUACCAUAGCAGUAAAUUUGAAAUCGAGAAAAUUCGGGCUUCUGGCCGAGUUUUUUCAUCAGCUAACUAUUCUCAACUAGCUGUAUCGCCUGGUAGAUCAGUGGAAAUUGCUGAGCAGUCUGGUAUUGAGGGUAUAUUGAAUCGACUGGAGAAAGAGAGAAAUAGUGCUUUAGGACUUGGGUUCAGACACAAAGAAGAUAAUGUUUCACCUGGAGAUAGUGAAGAUAGAGACGAAAGUCAUAAUAGAUCUACUAUAAAUUCAGUAGCAGCUGACUUUGAUAAAAUCACUAAACCCACCUUAGUAAGCUCAACCAGCAGUCCUCCUGGUGGUUUCCAGAGCAAGCUUGGUCAGCACAGAUCUCUAACUGGUAAUCAUGAUUUAAGAAACUCACUUGAGCCUCAUAUGUGGAGAAGUUGGAUUAUUCAGAGAAAUGGUUCCGCAUUUGAAAAUUUUGAAGAUGCUGAAAUUGCACCCGGUGGAACUGGUCAAGGAGCUGGGGCUGACGUUUCAGGAAAUGAUGUCCUUGAAAUAAGACAGUUUGCUGCUACACCUAUAAAUAGAGAGGGAGACUCAAGUCCUCCUGGUGGGAAGGCAAAUUACAAGGAAAUAAAAAGCCGCAUCCAGCAGCUGGAGUCGGAGCUAUCUUCUGUACUUCAGUCAUUGAGAUCUGGCGUGGAUAAAGUUGGAAUGCAGACGGGCAAGAAAAGAUCUGAUGAUGAUCUUCAAAAGCUUUCUGAUGCCUGGGAAUUCCAGGAAAAUGAGAUCUUUAAAGCUCAGGAUAGACUGCGCUCAAUUCGUGCUAAAUUGGCAGUGUUAGAAGGAAAGAUGACGCUGGCAAUAAUGGAUGCGAAUAAGACCAUUGAAGAGAAGCAGAAGAGGAUUGAUAAUUCUCGUAGAGCUUUAACAUUUCUAAAGACUAUUUGUGUGGUUUGGCCAAAUUCAGCCUCAGAAGUACUUCUUGCAGGAUCAUUUGAUGGUUGGUCCUCCAAGAGAAAGAUGGAGAAGUCAAAUGCUGGUGUCUUUUCUGUGUACCUACAGUUGUAUCCAGGAAAAUAUGAGAUCAAGUUCAUUGUUGAUGGCGAAUGGAAAAUUGAUCCCUUGCGCCCUAUUGUUCAGAAUAAUGGCUAUGAGAAUAAUCUCCUUAUCAUUCAGGAAUAACGUGAUUCAUUUAAGCAAGCAUGAGAUAAUAUUUCUUUAGAACACAACAGAUUACAUGCACUAGGUUAGUCUUCCACUGAUUUUUAUUUGAUUUUGACUCAUGUAAAUAAUAGUGAGCAGCUAAUUGAUUCUUUGAACUUAGAGAGUAUUUGUUACCUACUCGAGUGUAGCACUUUUAGGAGCCAAUUGAUACAGGUAUUUUGACUAAUUACAAGCUGAACUCAUUCAAUAAUAUCCGGCAUGUUCUUACGA